AUGGAAAAGGAGCAACAGAAUAAAACCAGCCUUGCUGGAUUCAUCCUCCUGGGUCUCUCCUCCUCCCCAAAGUUCCAGAUAUUGCUUUCCCCCAUCUUCCUCUUACUGUAUCUACUUUGCCUCAUGGGGAACCUUGGGAUCAUCUUGCUGAUCUGCUCCAACAGCUGCCUCUUCUAUGCUCCCAUGUACUACUUCCUCAGCCACCUGUCUCUGGCUGAUGUGGGAUUCAGCACCACCAUUGUGCCUAAGAUGUUGCAGAUCUUGCUAUCCCAGACCGACACCAUCUCCUACAGUGGAUGCCUGACUCAGAUAUAUUUCUUUGUGGUCUUCUGCACCACUGAUAACUUCCUGUUGGCUUGCAUGGCAUAUGAUCGCUACGUGGCCAUCUGCCACCCUCUGCACUAUAGUACAAUAAUGAGCUACAGGCGCUGCCUACUGUUGGCUGCUGGGUCUUGGCUGUGGUCUCACUUUCGUGGUCUGCUGUAUGUACUUUCGCUAUCUAAUUUGUCCUUCUGUGCCUCCCGGGAGAUCCCCCAUUUCUUCUGUGACCUUCACCCUUUGCUCAAGCUCUCCUGUUCAGACAUCUCAGCCAUUGAAAUGUUGCUUGUCAUUGAAGCCCCUGCAGCCAUGCUUGGACCCAUCACGCUCGUUGUCCUCUCCUACAUGUUCAUUCUGUCCAAGGUGCUGAAGGUCCCUUCAGCUUCUGGGAAGUACAAGGCCUUCUCCACUUGCAGCUCCCACCUCACCACCGUGGCUUUGUUCUAUAGUACCCUGUUUGCCACCUACAUCCGUCCAACAUCCUCCUUCUCUGCUCCUAGGAGCAGAGUGGCAUCUGUCUUCUACACUCUUGUUAUCCCUACACUAAAUCCUUUCAUAUACAGCCUGAGGAACAGUGAGGUGCAGAGGGCCAUGAGGAAGUUCCUGAGAUCUUUGUUUCAGCAAAGGUGA
Molecule: messenger RNA, 948 nt
Organism: Hemicordylus capensis (graceful crag lizard)
Lineage: Eukaryota; Metazoa; Chordata; Lepidosauria; Squamata; Cordylidae
Product: olfactory receptor 1L6-like
Exons: 1
Coding region: 1-948 (315 amino acids)
Biological process (GO): G protein-coupled receptor signaling pathway
Cellular component (GO): membrane
Molecular function (GO): olfactory receptor activity; G protein-coupled receptor activity
Source: RefSeq, a predicted model, not a curated record